Molecule: messenger RNA, 1300 nt
Organism: Daucus carota subsp. sativus
Lineage: Eukaryota; Viridiplantae; Streptophyta; Magnoliopsida; Apiales; Apiaceae
Exons: 6
Coding region: 163-1017 (284 amino acids)
Cellular component (GO): small-subunit processome; nucleolus
Molecular function (GO): small ribosomal subunit rRNA binding
Source: RefSeq, a predicted model, not a curated record
AAAGAUGUGAGAGGCUGAAGUUUUGAGCGCUCCUGGAGAGGCCCAACUAUUUUUAAAUCAGUACCCGGCCUGCUGAAACCCCAAAAUCCCAAUUUCAAAUCCCUAAUACCAGCUCAGUAUACAUACAUAAUCUAUAUCUAUAUUUUCAAAUCCCAUAGGCUGAUGAGGCUAAAGAGGCAGAAGCGUCACCGCAGGACUGUGAGGUUUUUCACAGCUUGUUUUGGAUUUAGAGACCCUUUCAAGGUUCUUUGUGAUGGCACUUUUAUUCAUCAUCUUGUAGCUCAUGAUAUCAAUCCUGUUGAUACUGCUCUCUCUAAUCUACUUGGUGCUGAAGUUAAGCUUUUUACUACUAGAUGUGUUCUUGCCGAAUUGGGUCGUCUGGGGAAUGCUUAUAGUGAUUCUCUUAGCGCAGCUCGUAAUUUUAUGGUUGCAAGAUGUGACCAUGAUAAGAGAAAGAGUGCAGUGGAUUGCAUUACUGAAAUUAUUGGUGAAAACAAUGCAGAGCACUUCUUUGUUGCUACGCAGGAUGCUGAUAUGCGGAAUGGGUUGCAGGAGAUACCUGGUGUGCCAUUAAUAUUUGGCCUGCGUAACUCCCUACUUCUUGAGCCAUUGUCAAAUUCUCAACGCCAUUUUGCAAAAUCUGCUGAAGAGGAACGAUUGCAUCUAAAUGACUUGGAGUUGAAAAUGUUGAACAUGAAAAAGUAUAGUAGACCAGUUUUGAAAGAAGAGGAUUCCCCUGAUAUGCAUGAAGGUAUGGACCAUAAAAUUAUGGGGUCCAAACCCAUUAAGUUAUUUGGUGAGGAAAAGAAAAUAGACCCAAAGGAUAAAGUUCAGUUCAAGAGGAAAAAAGCCAAGGGCCCUAACCCACUUUCAUGCAAGAAGAAGAAAACCCAAGGAACCCAGAAUAAUGCUCCAAAAAAGGAAACUAAGGAUGCUGAACAAACAGUGAGAAGCAGAAGUCGGAAAAGAAAAAGGCCGCAUAAGAGCAAAACUGUUGAGUCAACUAUUAAUCAGUAGGCAUAGGCAUGGCAGCAAAAAUAUGAGAGCUGAAAUAUCAGUAAUGAAUGAGUUGAAGUUACCCUUGUUAUGGGUAUUUCCUAGUUUUGGUAGUCAGAGACCAGAUGUUUAAAUGUCCGAGCUCCCUUGAUAUGAAACAAACUGUUUAAUCUGUUUAGUUAUAGAAUGGCUAUCAUUGUUUUGAGAUAGUUGCCAAAGUGUGCUUUGUAAUUUGUUUUUUUUUCUUUCGCAAUUUUUUUGUGAUGGCAAGGCCUAUUAAUUCAAUGCCGAACAGUUUAACAAC